GCCACCCUGUGGGGUCAGGCAGGAGCCCCCAGCUACGGGCCCCCCCUCAGCUUGUGGAUGCUGCGCCCCUGGAGAUGAUGCCCCCCGAGGAGGAGAGCCCGGCUGGCGGCGGGGAGGGGGACGGGGGCAGUGGCCUCGUCCUCCUGCAAGCCCUGAAGAGCGGCAGCACCCGGAAGGGCUGCGACCCCUUUGCCCAGACCCAGCGCAGCAAACUGCAGCAUCGCCGGGCGCGGAUUAACCAGCAGAUCAACAAGGAGAUGAGGAUGCGAGCGGGAGCAGAAAACCUCUUCAGGGCCACCAGUAACCACAAGGUGAAAGAGACGGUCGCCCUGGAGCUGAGCUACGUGAACUCCAACCUGCAGCUGCUGAAGGAGGAGCUGGAGGAGCUGAACAGCAGCGUGGACGUGUACCAGAACGACAGCGAGUCCAUCAGCGUCCCCAUGAUCCCUUUGGGCCUGAAGGAGACGAAGGAGCUGGAUUUGCUGGUACCGCUGAAGGAUCUCAUCAGUGAACACUAUGGAGAGGAGGCUGUCUUGUUUGAAAAGGAAAUCAAAGAGUUCAUGGAGCUACGGCAGGCGAUGCGCACCCCAAGCCGCAAUGAAGCCGGGCUCGAGCUCUUGAUGGAGUAUUACAACCAGCUCUACUUCCUCGACAGCCGUUUCUUCCCUCCCACCAAAAGCCUGGGUGUCUUCUUCCACUGGUACGACUCCCUGACGGGGGUCCCAUCCCACCAGCGGGCGCUGGCCUUCGAGAAGGGCAGCGUGCUCUUCAACAUUGGAGCCCUGCACACCCAGAUCGGAGCGCGGCAGGACCGUGCAUCCCUGCCGGGGCUCAACCAGGCCAUCGAUGCCUUUCAGAAGGCGGCCGGUGCCUUUAACUACUUGAAGGAAAACUUCUCCAACGCUCCCAGCCUGGAUAUGAGCACCGCCUCCUUGAACAUGCUGGUGCGGCUGAUGGUCGCCCAGGUCCAGGAGUGCGUCUUUGAGAAGAUGACCUUGCUGCGUUCCCAGCACAACUUCCUCGCCCGGCUGCAGCUCGCCCAGGAGGCGGCAAGGGUGGAAGAUGUCUACUUGCUGGUGCACCAGACGAUGACCCAGGCCCACGUGAAGGAUUACGUUCCCUUCUCUUGGACCACCAUGGUCCACGUCAAGUCGGAGCAUUUCAAAGCCCUCUCCCACUACUUCGCUGCCAUUGCUCUCUGCGACUGCCCUGCGGCAACUGAUGCUGAGCUGCCGGAGCAGGAGAAGGCUUUUAUCCAGUUCCACGUCACCAUGCCAGAGGGACCCUCGCUCCGCGUCCUGCUGCAGGACCCCGAGGAGAGGAGGAAGCUGGGCAAAGCUCAUCUGAAGAAAGCCAUCAUGAAGCACGAGGAAGCCAUGAGGAUCCACGGCUUGUGUAAGAUCCUGCGGAAGAUGGAUAUCCUCCAGGAGGUCCUCUCCUUCGCCCACAAACGCUCGCUGAGCAAAUAUUCGGAAAUCGACCACGAGGAGGACUUCUUCGAAACUGGAGAUGCCCCGGACAUUCACCCCAAAACGCACCAGAAACCAGAGAUAAAAUCCCCCAACUUCUCCCAGGUGAAGGUCACCGACCUCUUCCACAGGCUGGGGCCCCUUUCAGUUUUCUCGGCCAAAAACAAGUGGUACCCAGCGCGGAGAGUCCACCUGAUGAGAGGAGAGAACGGUUUUGGGUUCACGCUGCGAGGAGACUCCCCCGUCCUCAUUGCUGGUGUCAUCCCGGGGGGCUGCGCUGCCGAAGCCGGACUGAAGGAGGGAGACUACAUCAUCUCGGUGAACGGCAAGGACUGCAAGUGGUCCAAGCAUGCCGAGGUGGUGCAGCUGCUGAAGAGCACUGGGGAGGAGGGAGUGGAGAUCACUGUGAUAACCCUGCAGGGCUCAGAGGGACCAAAAGCCGCAGAUAAGAAGGCGGCAGCGAUGUCCUCGGGCAGCGGGAUGCUGAAGAGCAACAAGGAGAACAGCCGAAAGAGCCUGAUGAACAGCAAGAGCGCCAGCACGCUGCUGGUCUGGAGCAAGAAGAGCAAGCGGAGCAAGAAGAGCACCUACGGCGUCCCCUUCACUGCGGUGGGAGACAACGAAGCCAUGUACUGAAGCGGCCACCGGGCUAGGUCGUGUCCCGUGAGCUCCGGGGCUGGCUGCCCGUGAACCCUCGCAAGCACCGGUGGCCUGUCUGGGCUGCGCUGGUGUCGGUGCUGCAAGGACCCCCCCGCCCUGGGGACGUGCCGCUGGUCGGAUCCUCUCCGAAGAGGCGAGCGAUGCACAGCACCGGACUCCUCCAUCUCCCAGCUCCUGCGUUAAACGAUCCUCAGCUAAACAAUAUGGGGAAACACUGUUUUAUUCUUUAUUUUUAAUUUUCUUUUUUUUUUUUCCUCUUAAGGGGUCGGGGGGAGCUGUGCUUCGGUAUAAAGCAGGGACUGGUUUGUGUCUUCUGCUCAAUGCGAGGAGCAGCCAAACCAAGCCCCAGCCAUUAAAGCAAAAGCUGUAACCUUCUUUAGCGUCUCCUAGGCUUUCUCUGCAAGGUAGAAGACGGCACCGCUGCUGCCGCUCGCCGAGAGCUGCCAGCGGAGCCGAAUUGUUCAGCAGCUCCAGCUGGAGGUCACCUUCAACUACCCUUUUUCGGGAGAAGGGGAUAGUGUGGGCAUCGGUGACUCGUGGUGACCCCAUCAUGGGGUCCGGCGCAGACCUGCCCGGGCAGCACUGGGCUGUGCAUCUCUGCCGCGGUACCAGUUAGGGAUGUCCCAGUGAAACAGGUUGAAGUUAGGAUGGGUUUGACCAUUUUUUUUUUUUUUUUUUUAGUGCUUUUUGGGGUUUUUUUUAAUGGACACCUAGGUUGGCCCAGCAAAUACAGCCCAGCUGCACAGCCUGCUUCUUUGGAAGAAAAGGGAAAGACUUAACGUGCAUUUGUUGUCUCACUCUUUUUUUAAUCAGUAGAGGUGGAUUGCCCUAAAUAUGUGAGUAGAUUAAUAGCUAAGAGCCUUGUUUUUUUUCUUGGUAUGAGAUUAAAAUUCGAGGAAGAUAGCUCCUCCAGAUUAUUAAACUACUAAAUUUGUGCUAGUAUUGGAUCUUGCACACGUUGCUAAUACCCUAACACUGUGCUGUCAGCAUUCGUACCCGAGCUGGGCUGAUGGAUACAUACAUCUUGGUAAUUGUACUGGAAAUGCUGGGAGACUCCGAAUACACGCUUAGAUAUAUUGGCAAAAUUUUCUCAAUCCCAUUUCUGCCUUGUGCAUUAUUUUUCUGAAGGCUAAAGAGCUGUCUGGUCUUCAGUGCUUGGAUGAUCUUGGUAGGUAUAAAAUACCCUUCAGAGAUGCAAUUGUAUUUUUGUACUUUUUAAGUCGUGACAAAUUUGUAGCGGUAGUUUAAUGAAGUGAACGCGCGCUGGCAGCAGGAUACCGUCGCGAGAGCAUCUCUCUGGGGUUGUACCGUGACUUCUUCUAGGUGGCUCAAUGCCCACGUGCCAAGCUUUUGGCCCCAGUUUUAUUUAAGGAGAACUAAAGGAGGGGUUCUAGCUCUGCGUUAUUGACCGAGAGGCCUCUCUGUAGACUGAGACAUCAUCAGACGGGAUUACAGAUCUGGCUGCCACCACGAGGCCAUCUGGUGCAGUCAAGCUUUUCUACGUAAGCUUGCCAGCUGCUUGGCGCGGGAGUGGUAAGGAAGGGGGCAGGUUCACAGAAAAGGCCACCUUGCUGUUAAAGCAUCCCGGCAGCAUCUUCCCCCGAUCCUAAAUGUGUUGCCGACACGGACACCUCCAAGUUGGAGAUGUAUUUAAGAAGCAUGCACAAGCGGCGAGCCCGCGCAUCGCGUUUCCACCCGCACCACUCAACUCCUCCGUUGGCGUUGGUGGAGGUGUUGUGUUUUGUGCGAGUUGGAUAAUUUCCCUAACACCGGUGGUUUGGUUUUGUUUUUGUUUUUAAUUUGUACAUGGACUCUCACCUUUUAUGGAUUAAAAAGCACUGAUUCGA
Aptenodytes forsteri (emperor penguin) is the source of this 3976-nucleotide messenger RNA. It is a transcript of the gene RHPN1, whose product is annotated as rhophilin Rho GTPase binding protein 1. The coding region runs from base 75 to 2105 and encodes 676 amino acids. The record is from RefSeq and is a predicted model, not a curated record. Gene Ontology annotation, biological process: negative regulation of stress fiber assembly; signal transduction. NCBI's taxonomy places the organism in Eukaryota, Metazoa, Chordata, Aves, Sphenisciformes, Spheniscidae. Gene Ontology annotation, molecular function: protein binding. The transcript has 15 exons.